CUUCAAAUUCUUUUGACAUUUGACUCAUUUUGCAAAAAUAGAAUCGAAAUUUUGUAUAAACAAUGUGUGUCAUAAUACAAUAAGACUCGAAAUUUAUAAAUAAUUAUGGCAGUAGCACAAUUAUAAUAUAAUUGUGAUGUAAUAAUGUUUUGUGGACCCAAAUUACUAGGCGCUGCAAACAAAGUAAAGACCUGUUAUAUAAAUUCACUGCUUGUUAGGCACAAAGUACAAAUAGCGAUGCUGGACGAUGAGAAGUUUAGAGAUUUAGAUAUUCCUAUACAACAGGAAGCUAACUUAUUGUCCUGGUUACAUACUGUGGCUCCUGCCUUUCCAGUGCAAAGCUCCAAGAUUAGCAUAGUUUAUGAGCCACAAGAGUUUUACAAAACUCUGCUGGAGAAAUGCAAACAUGCCAAGAGAAGAAUAACACUUGCCUCACUGUAUUUAGGUACUGGUGUUUUAGAAACCGAGCUAGUAAACACAAUAGAGAAAACGAUGAAUACAAGUAAUGGCAAUGUGCAAGUGCGGAUACUGCUCGACUAUAUGAGAGGUUCUCGAGGUAAGCAGAACUCUCGGAAGAUGCUGGAGCCCUUGCUGAAAGGCAAAUAUGGAGAUCGCUGUAAGAUCUUUUUUUAUCACACGCCGAAACUGCGAGGCGUCAUGAAGACAGUGAUCCCUGAUCGCUUUAAUGAGCUAAUUGGCUUGCAACAUAUGAAACUCUACAUGAUCGAUGACGAUUUAAUCAUUAGCGGGGCAAAUCUUAGCAACGAUUACUUCAAGAAUCGGCAGGAUCGAUAUUUCGUCAUUGAAGAUUGCGAGGAACUUUGCGACUUCUAUAACGAAUUGGUCGAAAAAGUGACGGAAUUUAGUUUCUUGUUGCAACCGGACGGCAACACAAGUUUGAAUCCUGCUGCAAACUGUCAUCCUUACAAAGGAUCCAGGAAAAUCUUCACCCAGGAAGCCGCGUAUAGAAUACAAACGCUUUUCCAGAAUGAAAUAGAAAAGCGUAUGGAUUUGGACAAAGCAGAUGCAGACACAUGGAUAUUUCCACUUGUGCAGAUGAGUCAGCUGAAUAUCUGUCAUGACAGCGAAGUGACAUUGAAACUCUUGCAAAUGGCUCCAGCGGGAGCCACGCUUAAGCUGGCAACUGGUUAUUUUAAUCUAACGUCCGACUACAGUCAAGCCGUACUUAGAGAUUGUCAGGCAACGUGUCAUCUUUUGACAGCACAUCCUACUGCCAAUGGUUUCUUUAAUGCCAAAGGAAUUGCUGGAGGAAUUCCAGCGGCAUAUACUAGAAUAGAAGAAUCAUUUUAUAACUUAUGCGAGAAGAUGGAUCAGCAAAAAAGGGUAACAUUGUGGGAGUUUAUCAAACCGGGAUGGACUUAUCACGCCAAAGGUCUUUGGUAUACUUUGCCUGAUCAACAAAAACCCUCGUUGACUCUCAUAGGCUCGCCUAAUUUUGGUUAUAGAUCGGUGAACAAAGACCUUGAAACGCAAAUAGCUCUUGUGACAAAGAACAAGAAACUGCAAGACGCGUUGCACGAGGAGCAGGCACGAUUGUUCUCCUGCGCGAAGCCCGUCACGCGGAAGACCUUUUCGCAGCAGGACAGAGUGCCGCCGGCUUGGGUGUGCGCAAUUGUACUCUUUUUCCGUUAUUAUUUCUGAAGUCGGUAUAUCUUAGAGGCAAAUUCCAUAUUCUAAAAUUAUUUAAUUUUAAGAUUAAUUUAACAUGUUCCGUAAUAAAUAAGAUUCCACUCUCGGUAAUA
Messenger RNA from Linepithema humile (Argentine ant), 1763 nucleotides. It is a transcript of the gene PGS1, whose product is annotated as Phosphatidylglycerophosphate synthase 1. Gene Ontology annotation, cellular component: mitochondrion. Gene Ontology annotation, molecular function: CDP-diacylglycerol-glycerol-3-phosphate 3-phosphatidyltransferase activity. Lineage: Eukaryota; Metazoa; Arthropoda; Insecta; Hymenoptera; Formicidae. Gene Ontology annotation, biological process: cardiolipin biosynthetic process. The record is from RefSeq and is a predicted model, not a curated record.